AUGUCUAGAUACCCAUCCCGUAACACCCAACGCGCGCUGGUCUUUGAGUCGGUGUCCCCAAUGUCGCCGCUCUCCCCUUUCACGCCGUCCUCGUCAACGUCCUCAUACUCCCUAGGGCCACACGACGCCACUCAGCGGUCAUCGCCUUCGAGCGCGGCCUCUCCUCUCCCAUCGACCCCCGGGAGUACAUAUGAAGAGGCCACAACGAAGAAACGCGCGACUGCUCGCCGUUCCGGGCCCGCAAGGUCCAAGAACCCCAUCCCGAGGCCACCAAACUGCUUCAUACUCUUCCGCACGGACUGGUGCCACAGGCUGGAAGGCCAGGUCGAGCGCAGCCACAAACAGAUCAGCAGAAUCGCUGGAAAGGCGUGGAAACGGAUGUCGGAGACGCAGAAGGUGGUCUGGCGGGAGCGCGCGAGAAUCAUCAAGGAGGAGCACAAGCGGUGCUACCCUGACUACAAGUUCGCGCCCGUCCAGCGCAAGCAGAAACCCAAGAAGCGCAACGUGAAGCACAACUCCCCCGCAGAGAUGGCCCGCUGCGAGCAGCUCGCGCACCUCCUCGCUGAGGGUAAGGACGGGGAUGAGCUCGAGCUGGAGGUGCGAAAGCUCGACCAGACCAUCCAUGCGGAGGAGAAAAGGCUCAAGGAGGAAGAAGAGUCGAGGAAGGGCUAUUCCACUGGCGUGUUCGACCCCGCCCUGUGGAACGCCCGGAUUCAGGAAGAUUCGGCGACCCCGACCUUCGAGUCCAUCUCAAGAGACGUGCCCGGCUUUCGCAGCCCACUGCUGCCUCCGUGCGGGGCCAUUGAGGAGAAGAGCGACCCGAUGGCCGCGCUCUCCACCCAAAUGCCAGAGACGUGGCCCGACUUUGAGGUUCCCGAGCUGGCACAGCUGGCACCCAUGAAGGGAGCAGGUUCCUUCAAACCAGUAGACGUGCCACAAUGGCAUACUCCUGCCAUGCACGUGUACCCGAACGCUGGGCCCUCCUCACCGUUCGAUCACCAUGCGUUUGACGCGCUCCCGGGGAUGGACCUGUUUGCCUUGUCGUCCAACGUCAGUGCGUCCACAUCGACAGGGCUCACCGACAAAUACGCCAACACCACGGUCGGGCUCGACCUUAACUCCUGGCCGUUCGAGAUGCCUGCCACAAGCCCGCAGAGUCCAGGAUACCAGCUAGCUCCGGCCAGCAACAUCACGACCGGUGCGCUGGGCAUUGCAGGCCCUGCGAACAUCUCACGAAUAGCGGUGAGCGCACCUGUCCCGGGAGACCACGCAUUCUCAGAGUUCGCGUUCCAAGCCCCCGGGAACGCCACUACGGGCCUGAGCCAGAGCGCGGACGUAUCUUUCGGGGCCGGGUUCGACAGGUUAUUCUUCGACCUUGACUACGUGCCGAAUUGGGCUGCGCAAUCUUUUGGGUCCUUCUGGCCAUGA
Sparassis crispa is the source of this 1428-nucleotide messenger RNA. RefSeq lists its product as hypothetical. The coding region runs from base 1 to 1428 and encodes 475 amino acids. The record is from RefSeq and is a predicted model, not a curated record. The transcript has 2 exons. Gene Ontology annotation, biological process: regulation of transcription by RNA polymerase II. NCBI's taxonomy places the organism in Eukaryota, Fungi, Basidiomycota, Agaricomycetes, Polyporales, Sparassidaceae. Gene Ontology annotation, cellular component: nucleus. Gene Ontology annotation, molecular function: RNA polymerase II cis-regulatory region sequence-specific DNA binding; DNA-binding transcription factor activity, RNA polymerase II-specific.